Fonticula alba is the source of this 2719-nucleotide messenger RNA. RefSeq names its product aconitate hydratase, mitochondrial. Lineage: Eukaryota; Rotosphaerida; Fonticulaceae. The record is from RefSeq and is a predicted model, not a curated record. The transcript has 3 exons. The coding region runs from base 39 to 2354 and encodes 771 amino acids. Gene Ontology annotation, biological process: tricarboxylic acid cycle. Gene Ontology annotation, molecular function: 4 iron, 4 sulfur cluster binding; aconitate hydratase activity. Gene Ontology annotation, cellular component: mitochondrion; cytosol.
UGCUGACCCUCCUCGCGCCCCCGCAGUCCGUCGGUAACAUGGCCGCCGCCGCCGCCGCGCGCCGCACCCUGGCCACCUCGGCUGGUGUCAACUUCCACGACGCCAAGGUUGCCAUGAGCAACCUCGAGAAGGACCAGUACAUUCGCUACGGUGACAUCGAGGACAACCUCCGCAUCGUGCGCGGCCGCCUCAACCGCCCGCUCACCCUGUCGGAGAAGAUCGUCUACGGUCAUCUUGACGAGCCCCACACCCAGGACAUCGAGCGCGGUGUCUCCUACCUCCGCCUGCGCCCGGACCGCGUCGCCUGCCAGGAUGCCACUGCUCAGAUGGCUCUCCUGCAGUUCAUGUCCGCCGGCCUGCCCAAGGUGGCCGUCCCGUCCACCGUUCAUUGCGACCACCUGAUUGAGGCCCAGAUCGACGGUGUGGCCGAUCUCAACCGCGCGGUCAACCAGAACAAGGAGGUCUACGACUUCCUGUCGACCGUGUGCUCCCGCUAUGGGCUGGGCUUCUGGCGCCCGGGCAGCGGCAUCAUUCACCAGAUCAUCCUGGAGAACUACGCCGUGCCGGGUCUGAUGAUGAUCGGUACCGACUCGCACACCCCGAAUGCCGGUGGCCUGGGCAUGAUCGCCGUCGGUGUUGGUGGUGCCGACGCCGUGGACGUCAUGGCCAACAUCCCGUGGGAGCUCAAGUGCCCGAAGGUCAUCGGUGUCAAGCUGACUGGCAGCCUGCGCGGCUGGGCCUCCCCCAAGGAUGUCAUCCUGAAGCUGGCCGGCAUUCUCACCGUCAAGGGUGGCACCGGUGCCAUCGUCGAGUACUUCGGCCCCGGUGUUGACUCCAUCUCCUGCACGGGCAUGGCCACCAUUUGCAACAUGGGUGCCGAGAUUGGCGCCACCACCUCGGUCUUCCCCUUCAACCACCGGAUGAAGUCCUACCUGGAGGCCACCGGCCGCUCGGAGAUCGCCUCGCUGGCGGACUCCUUCCGCGAGCACCUGCGCGCUGAUGAGGGCGCCUCCUACGACCAGGUGAUCGAGAUCAACCUGGACGAGCUGCAGCCCCACAUCAAUGGUCCCUUCACGCCGGACCUUUCGACGCCGCUGUCGGAGUUUGGCGCUCGUGCUCGUGCCGAGGGCUGGCCCCUGGAGCUGAGUGCCGGCCUGAUUGGGUCCUGCACCAACUCCUCCUACGAGGACAUGACCCGCUCGGCCAGCAUUGCCAAGUUCGCCAAUGACCACGGUGUCGAGGCCAAGUCCAAGUUCCUCAUUACCCCGGGCUCCGAGCAGAUCCGUGCCACCAUCGUGCGCGACGGGCUGGUCGACAUCUUCGAUGGCGUCGGUGGCACCGUGCUGGCCAACGCCUGUGGCCCCUGCAUCGGCCAGUGGGACCGCCAGGAUGUCCCCAAGGGCACCAAGAACUCCAUCAUCACCUCCUACAACCGGAACUUCACCGGCCGCAAUGACUCCAACCCCCUGACCCAUGCGUUUGUGGCCUCGCCGGAGAUCGUCACCGCCCUGUCGAUUGCCGGCUCGCUGGACUUCAACCCGGAGACCGACACCCUGACCGCGCGCGAUGGCACCCAGGUCAAGCUGCCGGAGCCCAAUGGCGCGGAGCUGCCCCCUCGUGGCUAUGACCCCGGGGAGGACACCUACCAGGCCCCGCCGGCCGAUGGGUCCAAUGUCGAGGUCCAGAUCGACCCGAAGAGCCAGCGCCUGGAGCGCCUGGCCCCCUUCGCCGCGUGGGACGGCAAGGACUUCAUCGAGCACCCGGUGCUGAUCAAGGUCCAGGGCAAGUGCACCACCGACCACAUUUCCAUGGCCGGGCCCUGGCUCAAGUACCGCGGGCAUCUGGACAACAUUUCCAACAACAUGCUCAUCGGCGCCAUCAACUCCGAGAAUGGCCAGGCCAACUCCAUCUUCAACCGCCUGACCGGCGCCUUUGAGGGUGUGCCGGAUGUGGCGCGCCAGUACAAGGCCCAGGGCAUCUCUUGGGUGGUUGUCGGCGAUGAGAACUAUGGCGAGGGCUCUUCGCGUGAGCAUGCCGCCCUGGAGGUCCGGUACCUUGGCGGCAGCGCGGUCAUCGUCAAGUCCUUCGCUCGUAUCCACGAGACCAACCUCAAGAAGCAGGGUGUCCUGCCGCUGACCUUCGCCAACCCGGCGGACUAUGACCGGAUCAGCCCGCGCGACCGUGUGUCCAUCCUGGACCUGGCCAACCUGUCCCCGGGUGUGCCGCUGACCUGCCGCGUCACCCGCGAGGAUGGCUCCACCUUUGACAUCACCCUGAACCACACCAUGAACGAGGGCCAGAUCUCCUGGUUCCGCCAUGGCUCGGCCCUCAACGAGAUGGCCAAGAAGGCCUAAGGGGCGGGCGCUCUGUGUGCGUGCGUGCGUGUGUGUGUGUGGGAGGGGGAUGUUUUCUCUCUGUCUCCCUCCCCCCCUCUCCCUCUCUCUCCUGUUCUUCCUGUUCCCUUGUCCCCUGUCUGUCUCUCUUCCUUUGUGUUUUCCUUGAUCGCGCCUGCACGCGACCCCCGCCGGUGGAGGACCAUGCUAUUGUGUACUUGUAUGUAUGUGCAUGUUUUCCGCCUCGGGGGAGAAUGUUGGAGCAGAGGCAAAAAAAGGAAGGCAGAAAGGGCAGAGGGAGACCGAGAGAGAGAGAGAGGGGCGUUUCUUGCGUGUACGCGCGCGUGUUCCCUCAUGCCUCAAACAAAUAUAUGCAAGUGCAAAUA